AUGUUAUCGUCAACCCGUCAGUGGCUGCGACGCAAUCGCACCACCUUUGCAAUCGGUGCUGGCGUUCUGGCUGCCAGCUAUGGUGUUGCUCAAUAUGCCAUCGGCAAGUUGUCUGAGACACGGCAGCGCAUGAGCGAUGAGCGCAUCGCGAAAGAGAAUCUUCGUCGCCGCUUCGAGCAAAACCAGGAGGACUGCACAUUCACCGUCCUUGCCAUAUUACCAACCGCGGUCGACAACAUAUUCGAAGCACUGCCGGUUGAGCAGUUGCUGGAGGAACUGCAGCAACAGAGAGCGGAGAGGCUAGCGAAGAGUGUUGGGCCGUCCGAAAUCUCCACGGCCGACCUUCCAUCCGCUCCGCCGAGCACGGUUGACAAUGGAGACGAGAAGAGUCUAGCCAGUGAGAGCUUCGUGCAUACCAGCCAGAUGGCUGAAACGGCCCCCGAGGCGUCACCAGCAAAGUUACACCCAGCCGCGAUGAAACCGAAGAAGAGCAAGGCGCAGCUAUGGAACCAGAUGAAAAUCGACUCCAUAUCACGAGCUUUCACGCUGAUAUACACUCUCGCUCUCCUCACCCUGCUUACGCGCAUACAGCUCAAUCUUCUCGGCCGCAGGAACUAUCUUGCCAGUGUGGUCUCGCUUGCCUCGCCUCCAGGUGCGGCGUCAAAGAUCAGCCUGGAGAAUCAUGAUGACGACAACUUUGAGAAUGCGUAUGGAAACGAUUUCGAGACGAACAGAAAAUAUCUCUCGUUCAGCUGGUGGUUGCUGCAUCGAGGCUGCAAAGACGUCAUGGAGAAGGUUGUCGAGGCUGUGAAGGAGGUGUUUGGGCCGCUCAACCCCCGUGAAGAUAUCACACUGCACAGGUUGUCUGAGCUCACUGUCAUGGUUCGAAAAAAAAUUGAAGGCUUCACUGAUGCCGACAGAAAAAAUCAAAAAUGGCUGAAAUACCUCCUUCCCCCCGCAGAUCAAGAGAUUUAUCUCCUGCAAGCAGCGGGCAUGGUGUCUCCUUCAGACCCGCCCUCAAACCCUCCCAUCACCCCGGCGCUACGACGACUCCUUGAUGAAACGUCUGAUCUGAUCGACUCCCCAGCUUUCGCUCAUGUUCUAACCUUGCUCCUUGACUCAGCUUUCUCCCUUCUCAUUGAUACAAAAAUAGCAACAUUAGCAUACAAGAUAGCGCCCCCAUCGGCAAAUGCUGACCGUGUAGUCGAGAUAGUUGGGCCUGGCACUGACGUGAGGGCAAAAGUGGCAUCUACCUUGGCAACAUUCUCACGACAAGCUCAUAGCAUCGGCAGCGCCAGUGGGAACACUAAUGAAUACCUCUCCGCUAUGGAGAGCGUCAGGGAUCUUGAGGCCUUUGCUGCAGUUGUAUACAGCAGCAACUUUGAAGCCGAAGCUCCAGAGCUGGCAGAAAAUGUUGAAGCCUCUUGGCACCAAGUCAGACCGGACAGCGUGGUGACUGCGGAAGGCACAAGCACGGAGGGUGUCACGCCUAUGCCAAGCGCACAGCUGAAGGCAACAGAAGUUUCAGAAACCGUUCCAGAAGUAGGAGAAGCAGAUCUGGAGAAGGCUUGGGGGAAGGCUACGACAGAGACGAAGCUGUCAUGA
Messenger RNA from Verruconis gallopava, 1605 nucleotides. RefSeq lists its product as uncharacterized. Gene Ontology annotation, biological process: protein import into peroxisome membrane. Gene Ontology annotation, cellular component: peroxisomal membrane. Lineage: Eukaryota; Fungi; Ascomycota; Dothideomycetes; Venturiales; Sympoventuriaceae. The coding region runs from base 1 to 1605 and encodes 534 amino acids. The record is from RefSeq and is a predicted model, not a curated record. The transcript is spliced from 4 exons. Gene Ontology annotation, molecular function: protein-macromolecule adaptor activity.